Molecule: messenger RNA, 1737 nt
Organism: Abrus precatorius (Indian licorice)
Lineage: Eukaryota; Viridiplantae; Streptophyta; Magnoliopsida; Fabales; Fabaceae
Product: APO protein 1, chloroplastic
Exons: 5
Coding region: 145-1467 (440 amino acids)
Molecular function (GO): RNA binding
Source: RefSeq, a predicted model, not a curated record
GGGAUUAAAGAAGCAGUUGGUCCCAAUCCCAUAAGUGGGACUGUGUGAGUGCUCUCAGUGGCUUCAAAAUCACAGAACGCAUUUGAUUUGAACGGUGGAAGAAUAACGAUUUGAUUUGAAUUGAGGAUACUCCAACGACCAUACAUGGGGUUACCACUACUUUCUUAUGCAUUAUGGGAUCCUUCUCAUAACUUUGUUUCCCCCAGCUUGGAGUGUAUCUGUCCCUACCUUUCAGCUUCUAAGUCAUAUUCUCUUGGUUUGCAGUUUAAGUGCCCACAAUUUCACAAGGGUGGAUCAACAUUGCCUAGAGUUUUAGUUUGUGCUAGUCGAAAGCCCAAAGGUGUUGAAACUGUAUGGAGACGAAAACUAUUACCACAAAAUGUGGAUUUACCACCAAUUUUACCAAAGAAUAAGAAAAAACCAUACCCUAUUCCCUUUAAGGAAAUCAAACAGGCUGCAAGGGAGGAUAAGAAACUGGCACGCAGGGGAAUAGAGAAACCUCUUCAGCCUCCGAAGAAUGGAUUGCUUGUUCCAGACCUAGUUCCUGUUGCAUAUGAAGUGUUUGAUUCCUGGAAGCUUUUGAUUAAAGGUCUUGCCCAGCUAUUGCAUGUCACUCCUGUACGUGGCUGUAGUGAAUGCUCAGAAGUUCAUGUAGGUAAGACUGGUCACCGCAUUCGGAAUUGUCUUGGUCCUAAUAGUCGGCAGCGUCAUAGCUUGCAUGCAUGGGUAAAGGGUUCAGUCAAUGACAUACUUGUCCCAAUUGAGUCCUAUCAUCUUUUUGAUCCCUUUGGCAGGCGUAUUAAACAUGACACACGGUUUGAAUAUGACCGGAUUCCAGCUGUUGUUGAGCUUUGCAUUCAAGCCGGUGUUGAUAUCCCAGAAUAUCCUUCGCGCCGAAGGACCAAUCCCAUAAGGAUGUUAGGGAAUAGAGUAAUUGACAGAGGUGGACAUUUAGAGGAACCUAAACCAUGGCGCUUCGCGGACUCCUCUACUCUCAAUGACUUCGAUACUUACCGAGCUAGUGAGCGAUUUCCACAACCAUCAUUGGCAGAUGUACCUAAAAUUGCCCAAGAAACAAUUGAUGCAUAUGAAACAGUGAGGAAGGGUGUGAGGAGGUUAAUGAAGAAAUACACUGUGAAAGCAUGUGGUUAUUGCUCAGAGGUUCAUGUGGGACCAUGGGGCCACAAUGCUAAGCUUUGUGGUGCAUUUAAGCACCAGUGGAGGGAUGGGAAGCAUGGUUGGCAGGAUGCUACUGUGGAUGAAGUUUUCCCCCCAAAUUAUGUGUGGCAUGUUAGAGACCCUAAUGGACCUCCCUUGGCAUCUGCACUGAAGAGAUUUUAUGGAAAGGCUCCGGCUGUCGUUGAAGUGUGCAUGCAAGCCGGUGCACAGAUCCCGGAUGAGUACAAGCCCAUGAUGAGGCUUGACAUCAUAAUCCCAGACAGUGAGGAGGCAGGACUGAUAAUCUGACCAAAUGCUUGCUGUGUUCAUGUGUAAUUUUACAUGCAUAAUCCUAGCUUGAGAAACUGAUUCAAUGGUCUACCAAAAGGGGAGGCCUUAAGAACAAUCUUCAAAAGCACAUGCAUUUCCCAUGUAUCCAACGUUAGUGUACAUGUAUAUAAGCUAAUAGCGGACAAGUAGGUUUGUCACAAUUUUGGUACGUCAAUUUGUCUGUAUAAUGUCUUCAACUAGUGAAAAGUUAUGUAGGAAGAUCAAUUCGUGUAUUAAUUUAAUGUCUCA